AUGUCGAACAAUCUCAUCUGCGCAGCCGUCUCGGUUUCGUCAAUCCUCGUUGUUGGGUAUAUUACAGCUGGUUUGCUCAUUUUUGUUGACUUUCGGACUUUCUAUUCUUCCGCUUUAGAUGACGUGGCAGAAUUCAAUCGUUUUGCAACUGAAGCUUGGGAUGAUAUGAUAGAAAUCAAUCGAUCAGUUGUUAGACAAAAAAGAAGUGGUGAAUCGAAAUGUGGUUGCAUGAACAAAGUGAACAACUGUCCUGCCGGACCGACUGGACCUCCUGGAGAACCUGGAGCACCUGGAGAUGAUGGAUGGAAUGGAGAUGCAGGACAACCUGGACCUGAUUUCCCACUUUUCGAUCAAUCGUUAAUUUAUCAGAGACCUCCAUGCAUUCGGUGCCCAGCGGGAGAACCAGGACCACCAGGACCUGAUGGAGAACCAGGAGAACAGGGACCACCAGGAGCUCCAGGAGUCGACAAUUAUGAGGUUGGAAAAGAUGGAUUACCAGGAGUUGAAGGAGAACCAGGAGAUGCUGGAGCACCAGGGGAAGAUGGAGAACCUGGAAUGGUUGGAGCUCCAGGAGCAAGCGGAACACGUGGAAUCGGAAUGCCAGGAGCACCAGGAGCUCCUGGAAUGGCUGGAAUUGAAGGACUUCCAGGGAAAGAUGGCGAACCUGGAAUUCCAGGACCAGAAGGAGAAGAAGGACCAACUGGAGAGCCAGGUUUGGAUGGUGAGCAGGGAACGGAAGGAGAGCCAGGACCGGAAGGACCACCAGGAUCCCCUGGACCAGAUGCAGCCUACUGUAGUUGCCCACUUCGUUCUGCUCGUCUCUUGUUCUAA
This is a messenger RNA of Caenorhabditis briggsae, 831 nucleotides long. RefSeq names its product Protein CBR-COL-132 (gene Cbr-col-132). The record is from RefSeq and is a predicted model, not a curated record. Bases 1 to 831 code for a protein of 276 amino acids. NCBI's taxonomy places the organism in Eukaryota, Metazoa, Nematoda, Chromadorea, Rhabditida, Rhabditidae. The transcript has 2 exons. Gene Ontology annotation, molecular function: structural constituent of cuticle.